CCCAUUCGAUUUGCGGGACCUAAAUUUUAAAAUAAAAUAUAGGUUCAAUAAGGACACAGUGCGCACCAUCAUAGAUUUGGUGGAAGAUGAUCUGGUUCAGAGCGCUAGAGGUGGUGGCACGUGUCCUGAACUGCAAGUUUUAGUGGCCAUAAGAUGUUGGGGACGUCGUGAGGUACAAGAUGAUGCUGGUGACCUCCAUGGCCUAAGUCAGCCGACAGUGAGCCGGAUAUGCGCCAGAGUCGCGCAUGCAAUCGCGAAUAAGGCAAAUUCCUUCAUCAAAAUGCCUAUCACUAUAGGAGAGCAGGAAAGAAUUAGUGCCAAAUUUAGAGCAAUUAAAAAUUUUCCUGGGGUGAUAGGAGCCAUAGAUUGCACCCACAUUAAAAUUAAAAAAACCGGAGGUGACAUGGCCCAGUACUAUAUUAAUAGAAAAGGCUAUUAUUCCCUGAAUGUUCAGGUUGUCUGUGAUGCUGACCUCAAAAUAAUGGAUAUAGUGGCUAGAUGGCGAGGCAGUACACAUGACAGUCGAAUUUUUAUGGAGAGCAAUAUAAAACAACGAUUUGAGGAUAGGCAGUUUAGAGGACGCCUUAUUGGCGAUUCGGGCUACCCUCUUCUGCCAUAUCUAUUUACACCUAUUUUAAGGCCUAGUCGUCCAGAAGAAGAAGCAUACAAUAAUGCUCACAUCUCAACUAGGAACACUGUUGAAAGGUGUUUUGGGGUGUGGAAGCAGCGGUUCCAAUGCCUACUCCAUGGCUUACCAGUAAGCCUCCAAAAUGGAAAAGCUGUGAUCAUAGCAUUGGCUGUAUUACAUAAUAUAGCCAUUGAUAUGAAUGACACAUUGUUAGAACAACAUAUGGAGCAGGUCCCUGUAACUCCGCAACUUUCGACGGAGAACAGUGUUCACGACAACCGACCUUCAUUGUUGAGGCGUAGGUCGCAGUUGAUACUACAAAAUUUUAUAAAUCAACAUUUUUGAAUGAUACUGUUCCUGGC
This is a messenger RNA of Ostrinia nubilalis (European corn borer), 990 nucleotides long. Its product is annotated as putative nuclease HARBI1. The coding region runs from base 281 to 973 and encodes 230 amino acids. The record is from RefSeq and is a predicted model, not a curated record. The transcript has 5 exons. Lineage: Eukaryota; Metazoa; Arthropoda; Insecta; Lepidoptera; Crambidae.